UGGUGCGUGUGAGUUCGAAGUGAGGAGAACUUGUGGAUCGUGGAUAGUGGAUCGUAUUUGUGUGGAGUGCAUGAUGAGCACACGUGAUAGACAAUUCUGGACAGAGUUCUUGCUGCUCUAUCGAUCGCUGCCUGCAGUGUGGAAGGUCAAGAGUCCAGAGUACAGUAGCCGCGCCUUGAAGUCCGCCGGAUACGAGCAGCUGGUGAUAAAGUUGCGCGAAGUUGAACCACAUGCGGAUCGCGCUUUGGUGGUUAAGAAAAUCAACUCUUUCCGUACGAAUUUUCGACGUGAUUUACGCAAACGUACAGAGGGGGAGGCGUUGGGAGAGGAGCCAUUUGAGUCGACGCUUUGGUAUUUCGAGCUCUUGGGAUUUCUCGAGGGCCAGGAAUCUUCCGGUUCAGUUCAGGCCUUCCACAAGGCCAGCAGUCCCGAUCAGGAAGCGCACAGUAAAGCUUUCCAUGCAAAGAAACGUCGCACUACGAUCAAAGAUGAAUUGUCCGCAUCUCCGGCUGCUGCACCACCUGCUACCGUGCUCUCCUCCUCCCCUCGCCAUCGCCAGCACACGAUCUCCGAAUCAGAAGCUUUGGCUCACACUUGGCGCAGUCAAUUCGACGAGCUUGCGCCGCGUCAAAAGCUUCUGGCACGAAAGCUCAUCUCCGAUGUGCUUUACUACGGUUGCAUGGGUCAACUGCAGCCCCGUCAUGUUUCCCAGCUGCAACAAUUGAUGCCGCAACUCUGUCGCAGUUCCUCGCCACAAAUUGAAGAUGUUUCGUCCUCGCCGCCUGUCGAAAAGUUGCACGUUCUCGACAAUUUCGAUGAUGAGAGCGAUACUCUGGAUGAGAAUGGAUAAAGAUUCGAAUAUUAAACUAUUAUUUAAGAAGAAAAGCAUUUGAUGUUAGCACCAAAAUAUUAAGUAGAAUAAUAAUAAAUAAGUGUGUUUUAUAUAUUUGUAAAGUGAAUUCAAAUAUACUCAGUUCAGUUGUUUGGCAGGAAAUGAAAACAAAUUAACAACAUUUAUGUGCAACAUUAAAACUUGGUCAAUUCGUGUGGAAUUCGUUAGUGGGGAAUUGAAAAACUUGUGCAAAUAAGAGAGAAGGAGGAGGAGAGAGUAAUGGGAAAGCCAGAGAAGCAAAUCGAAGACACGAGUUACCCAAAACAAAUGAGAUUUUUAGUCGCAACGCUGGUUCGAAAAAUGCAAAUUUAUUGGCAUUUAAUUUCAAA
This is a messenger RNA of Drosophila innubila, 1221 nucleotides long. RefSeq lists its product as uncharacterized. The record is from RefSeq and is a predicted model, not a curated record. The transcript has 2 exons. Lineage: Eukaryota; Metazoa; Arthropoda; Insecta; Diptera; Drosophilidae. Bases 71 to 850 code for a protein of 259 amino acids.